CUGUAUUCACUUCUGUCUUGUUUAUAGUUUAUACCCUAUUCUUUGGUUGGUACCUGUUUAUUGAAUUUAUUGUGUUUCACCUAAAAUUGGGGCUAAACGGAUUCAAUUUUAUUAAAAACUUUAUUAGAAAAUGUAUUUUAGUGAAAGAUUUAAUGAAUGAGUGACAUCGAGAGCGAAACAGAGGCGACGGAGCACACUGCACUCAUGGACGGCCACAUCGCAGAAGCUCGACCAGACAGAGAAAUAGCAGAACGGAUAGCUAGAAAAAGGAAAUCUAAAUCGGAAAGCCAACGUACAUAUGGCAGUGUCGAUCAAGCAGAAAGUGGAAGCUCCGGAGCAGCAAGUCACCAGCCCCCUAAUCCACCAAAUGUGCCUGCAGCAGAACCACAAAUUGAAGAGCUAGAGUUGAAAUAUGGAGCUCGACAUGUGAUCAAGUUAUUUGUACCUGUAACAUUGUGUAUGUUAGUUGUUGUGGCCACAAUAUCAUCCAUCAACUUUUAUUCUGUCAAGGAUGUAUAUCUGGCAUACACACCAUUUCAUGAAGAGAGUCCAUAUGCAGUGACAAAAGUAUGGAAUGCUUUGGCCAAUUCCAUGAUACUGCUCAGUGUUAUAGCACUCAUGACCGUGUUGCUCAUAGUCCUUUAUAAGAAGAGAUGCUAUAAAAUAAUUCAUGGUUGGCUGAUACUUUCUUCCCUUAUGCUGUUAUUUUUAUUCUCAUAUCUUUAUAUAGAGGAAGCUCUCAGAGCCUACAAUGUUCCAAUGGAUUACAUAACUUUAGUAUUUGUGAUGUGGAACUUUGGUGUGAUGGGAAUGAUUGUGAUCCAUUGGAAGGGCCCGCUGAGGUUGCAGCAGGCAUACUUAAUAUUCAUCGCGGCGCUCAUGGCGCUAGUGUUCAUUAAGUAUCUACCAGAGUGGACCACAUGGGCAGUACUAGCUGUUAUAUCUAUUUGGGAUUUGGUAGCUGUAUUAACACCAAAAGGACCACUUAGAAUAUUAGUGGAAACUGCCCAGGAACGCAACGAACCAAUAUUUCCAGCUUUAAUUUAUUCAUCGACGGUGAUGUACUGCCUGGCAGCGACGAGCGUGCCGGAGGGCUCGGCGCGGGCAGGUGAGCCGCGCGAGCGAGAGCUGCGCCCCCUCAACCCGCACGAAUCCCGCGAAGGUGAACAACGGCGCGAAAAUCAGUCCGGCGCUGCAGGCGACGGCGGAGACGACGAAGGAGGGUUCAGCGCCGGCUGGAGCGCCGCGCCGCGCCGCCUGCGCGUGGACUCCGCCCAGCCGCCGCACUACACCACGCGCGUCGACCGGCCGCACCCGCCCCCGCCGACGCACGCACAACACCCCGCGCACGCUGAAGCCGACGAGGAGAAGGGCGUAAAACUUGGUCUAGGGGAUUUCAUAUUCUAUAGCGUGCUUGUGGGCAAGGCGAGUUCGUACGGUGACUGGAACACGACGCUCGCUUGUUUCGUGGCCAUAUUGAUCGGGCUGUGCCUGACGCUGCUCCUGUUAGCGAUACUCAAGAAAGCUUUACCGGCACUGCCCAUCUCGAUAACUUUUGGCCUUAUAUUCUAUUUCGCUACGCGGUGUGUUGUGAAGCCAUUUGCAGACGCGUUGGCCGCUGAACAGGUGUUCAUUUAGCUAACGCUUCACAAGUAUAUUUGAUCGUUUGUUUGUUUCACACACUUGCCGAGUGACUUUAUGAAAUGUAUAUCAACAUGACCCGUAAAAAUAUUCCCGAGACAGUUGGCGGGACAACAUGAAUAUCAGACUCAAAAUUUAAAUUGUUAAUUGCUCCUAUGAGCAAUAAAUUGACUGAAAUAGUUUGUCAAGUUUAGUUAAUGUUUAAAAGUAUGUGUAGAUAUUAGAUGUAUGGAUAAGAAUUUACGAUGCAAUACAUUUGAUUAAAUGCCAAUAGAGUAAGAUAUUGAUGUACAUAAUAUUUAUUGUGUUUGAACUUUUAUAAGACAUAGUGUGUGAAGAACUUUUUAAUUUUCAUAUUCAUUGGCACCAACCAAACGUGAUCAAAAUGUUUAAAUACUUCAGUCAAAUCUGGUCAAAGACUCAUCAUUAUUAUAUACGUAAGGUGUUUCAGCAUCUUUAAGCAAUCGCAGCAAGAGGUGUGUUAUAUAGACAUUCCAACUAAUAAGCAAAGUUUUUAUCAUUACUAGAUUCCUAAUUUUCAUUAUUUAUGUGUCAUUAAUGUUAUAGACAAAAAUUAUUUAAUAUUUUGUCUUAUUUCUCUCCGAUUAAAGCAAAAUUGAAUUUUCUAAAAGA
Messenger RNA from Manduca sexta (tobacco hornworm), 2274 nucleotides. RefSeq names its product presenilin-1 (gene Psn). NCBI's taxonomy places the organism in Eukaryota, Metazoa, Arthropoda, Insecta, Lepidoptera, Sphingidae. Gene Ontology annotation, cellular component: cell surface; neuromuscular junction; perinuclear region of cytoplasm. Gene Ontology annotation, molecular function: aspartic endopeptidase activity, intramembrane cleaving. Gene Ontology annotation, biological process: protein processing; negative regulation of apoptotic process; calcium ion transport. The record is from RefSeq and is a predicted model, not a curated record. The coding region runs from base 157 to 1638 and encodes 493 amino acids. The transcript has 9 exons.